AUGAUGGGAAGAUCACCGUCGUCGGACGAAAACGGGCUGAAGAAAGGGCCGUGGACGCCGGAGGAGGACCAAAAGCUGGUGGAUUACAUUAGGAGAAAUGGACAUGGAAGUUGGAGAGCACUGCCAAAGCUUGCAGGGCUUAACAGGUGUGGCAAAAGUUGCAGGCUCAGAUGGACAAACUAUCUGAGGCCUGAUAUCAAGAGGGGAAAGUUCACUGAGGAUGAAGAGAAGCUCAUCAUCAACCUUCAUGCUGUUCUUGGCAACAAGUGGUCCACCAUAGCAGGACAUCUGCCAGGGCGGACCGAUAACGAAAUCAAGAACUUCUGGAACACCCAUUUAAAGAAAAAGCUUCUCCAAAUGGGAAUUGAUCCGGUAACCCACAGACCUAGAACUGAUCUAAACAUUCUCUCCAAUCUUCCUCAAUUGAUUGCUGCUGCUAACUUUGCCACCACCUUCCUCAACAACACCAGCAACAAUAAUAAUCCCUUCUCAUUAGACACCUCCAAUCUUAGGCUCUCCUACUCUGAUACCGCGCAACUCGCAAAAUUCCAAGUUCUUCACAACUUCUUGCAAGUCCUAAACACUACUACCACUGGUACUAGUACUUCUGCUAAUGCCACCACCCCGAGUCUCGAAGCGAUUUACAACCUUUUAGGGUCAUCAUCCUCGUCCUCAACAAUUAUGGACCGUCAGCCUUGUGUUGACGAGUAUUUGCGAUUGAUGGAACAUUCUAGGCUCGAUGAUGCUUUCGGCCAUGGCCCUCAUCUUGUUGAUGCCGGUUUUGGUCCACAUAAUCCUAGUACUACUCGUAUCCAAAGCAGUACCAGCACUUUUCCAAAUACAGAAUUAGCCCCUCAUCAAGAUGCUCAUCACGUCUUAAUACCACCAAUUACUACUAAUCAUCCCAUUAGCACAGCUAGUAACCCUCUUGGAAUAGUUAAUCAUCAACUAGCUUGCAAUAAUAAUCAACUUCCUCACUUGGUUUCUGUGGCCUCAUCACCUGAUGAUCAUCAUGAUCAUGAGACUGCUACAAUACUUUCUAAUAGAAUUAUUAACCAAAAUUAUAAGGUUAAUAACAACCCGAAUAAUAAUACUGAUCAUCUUUCUAAUCCUAAUUCAUCCACCACUUCAACCACCUUUGAAGCAUGGGGAGAUCUUAUAGAUGAUGAGACAACCGACUCUUAUUGGAAGCAUAUCAUGGAGUAA
Morus notabilis is the source of this 1206-nucleotide messenger RNA. RefSeq names its product transcription factor MYB41. The record is from RefSeq and is a predicted model, not a curated record. Lineage: Eukaryota; Viridiplantae; Streptophyta; Magnoliopsida; Rosales; Moraceae. The transcript has 2 exons. Bases 1 to 1206 code for a protein of 401 amino acids.